Messenger RNA from Magallana angulata, 1584 nucleotides. RefSeq names its product pancreatic triacylglycerol lipase-like. The transcript has 9 exons. The record is from RefSeq and is a predicted model, not a curated record. The coding region runs from base 57 to 1511 and encodes 484 amino acids. Gene Ontology annotation, molecular function: triacylglycerol lipase activity; protein binding. Gene Ontology annotation, biological process: lipid metabolic process. NCBI's taxonomy places the organism in Eukaryota, Metazoa, Mollusca, Bivalvia, Ostreida, Ostreidae.
AAACCUUAUCUCUGGUUACUUUUGUCUACCUUUGCCAACAAGAACACACCGGGAACAUGAGGACACUUGUUGUAUCUGCGCUAUUCGUUGGCUGGUCAGCUGGUUUCAUUCUGGAUAGUCUGGUCAGUAAGCUGGACCAGAAUGUGUGUUUUGGAGAUUUAGGCUGUUUCAGCACUGCUCCGCCAUUCAGAAGUGUAGAGCGACCAGUCGACCUAUUACCAAAGAGCCCCACAGAGCAACAAAUUAAGUUUUACCUACAUACAAGGGAAUCGCCGUCCACGGCUUCUGAGGAAGAGAUCCAAGUCGGAAGCGGGGUGGGAAGUACUCAUUAUUCCGGAUCCAGAAAAACUAAAUUCCUGGUUCACGGUUUUACCCAUCAUGGACAUCGUCAAUGGCUCCUAAAUCUGGCCACGGCUCUCCUUAACAAAGAGGAUCUGAACGUGAUCAUCGUUGACUGGGGUCACGGCGCUGGGAUCCCGUACGCUCAGGCCACAGCCAAUACCCGGGUCGUGGGGGCCUUGAUCGCCCAGCUGAUCAAGGAGUUGACGCUAGUGGGACCCUCGCUCGCCGACUUCCACAUCAUUGGACACAGUCUGGGAGCCCACAUCGCUGGAUACGCCGGAGAAAGGUUACAUACUUUGGGACAAAUUACAGGUCUCGAUCCAGCCGACCCAUACUUCCAGGGAACAGACGUCCGAGUGAGACUCGAUCCUAGUGACGCAGACUUCGUUGACGUCAUUCACACCGAUGGCUCCAGCAUUUUACAGCUCGGGUUCGGUACCAUGCAACAGAUGGGUCACGUCGAUUUUUAUCCUAACGGAGGUGCCCACCAACCGGGGUGUGACGCCGAUUUUAUGGGGACGCUUUCUCACACCGUCUGGGCUGCUGUCACACAGUUAGACACCCUAGCGGCGGAGGGCGCGGUGGCCUGCAGUCACGAGAGAUCAUACAUCCUGUACACAGACUCUGUGAGCAAUAAUUGUCCAUACACUGCCUACCCCUGUACCAGUGGCUCCGAAUAUACCGCCGGACAUUGCCUGUCAUGUACCGGAACAGGGUGUUCAGAGAUGGGAUAUAAUUCCAAAAACUUCUCCGCCCGGGGAUCUUUUUACCUUGACACUGCAUCGAUCAGUCCAUUUUGCGAGUUCCAUUACCAAGUGAAUAUUACUGGUAGAAAUAACAUGGAUGGAGUCAUAACUCUAGUUCUGCAAGGCACCAACGGCAGAUCUGCCAACAUUCCACUGAUGACGGACAACGAGGUACACACCAAAGGACAUAUUAUCUCAAAGUUCAUCAAAGUUCCUAAUGACAUCGGAACCCUGACCAACAUCGCCUUGGAGUACGACAAGACCUCUAGUGUACUGACGGGGUGGGCGUAUCCUGAUGAUUGGCAGCUAAUGGGCGUGAGCAUUUUCAGCGCCGAAGAACAGAGAAUGUACACAUUUUGUGCCUAUGGGAAAACGCUGACAAGUCACAAGCCAAUAGCCAUGGGACUGACAGGAACCUGCUAACUAUGUGUGAAUCAUGAAUGAAUUUCAACGACAUAUUCAUUGUAUUAAAUCUGAAUAAUGUUAUUUUCCAUAA